Molecule: messenger RNA, 668 nt
Organism: Anolis sagrei ordinatus
Lineage: Eukaryota; Metazoa; Chordata; Lepidosauria; Squamata; Anolidae
Gene: MYL10
Product: myosin light chain 10
Cellular component (GO): mitochondrion; cytoplasm
Molecular function (GO): calcium ion binding
Source: RefSeq, a predicted model, not a curated record
AGCCAAAGAGCCUAUAUAUAGAGGGACAAUGCUCAUUGUCUGGGUCGGUGGGCAGAGAAGGUGCGUCGCUUCAAAAUGGCCCCCAAAAUGGCACGGCACAAGAAGGAAGGCGGCAGCUCCAAUGUCUUCUCCAUGUUUGACCAGAGCCAGAUUCAGGAGUUUAAAGAGGCAUUCACCAUUAUGGACCAGAACCGAGACGGCUUCAUAGACAAGGCUGACCUCAGAGACACAUUCGGUGCACUGGGUCGCCUGAAUGUCAAGAACGAAGAGUUGGAAGAGAUGAUCAAGGAAGCCCCGGGUGCCAUCAACUUCACCGUCUUCCUCACAAUGUUUGGGGAGAAGCUCAAAGGCACAGAUCCCGAAGAGAUAAUUUUGAAUGCUUUCCGGGUGUUCGACCGAGAAGGAAAAGGUUACGUCAAAGCAGACUACAUGAAGGAAAUGCUCAUGACGCAGGCGGACCGGUUCACCGAUGAGGAGAUCAAGCAGACGUUUAGCGCUUUCCCGCCGGAUCCUUCCGGGAACCUUGACUACAAGAACCUUGUUUACGUCAUCACCCAUGGCGAGGAGAAGGACUAAGUGGGGCGGAGAGUCGCCAUCCGGUGGCUUCCCUUCAUGAGCCAAAGCCUGGAAAACGGUCCACAUGAGAUUAAAGCUGUUAUACAACCUUC